UCCCAGAGGCCAGGCGGGCAUGGAGGGCAGCAAGCCCAGCUCCUCGCCCGGCAGCCGGGAGGAGGGCAGCCCCAGCGCCAACGCCUGCUUCCCCGGGAAGGAGAAGGGGCCGGAGGAGCAUGGCAACUCGGUCUGCUUCAAAGUGGACGGCGGCGGUGGCGGCGGAGGCGAGGAGGAGCAGCAGCCCAUGGUGGGCAUGGAGGAGCCCCAGGGAGCCGGGCGCCAGCAGCAGCAGCAGCAGUAUGGCUUCAUGCAGCGCCAGUUCACCUCCAUGCUCCAGCCCGGGGUCAACAAAUUCUCCCUCCGCAUGUUCGGGAGCCAGAAGGCGGUGGAGAAGGAGCAGGAAAGGGUUAAGACUGCGGGCUUCUGGAUCAUCCAUCCCUACAGUGACUUCAGGUUUUACUGGGACUUAAUAAUGCUUAUAAUGAUGGUUGGAAAUCUUGUCAUUAUACCUGUUGGGAUCACAUUCUUCACAGAGCAGACAACAACACCAUGGAUUAUUUUCAAUGUGGCAUCAGAUACUGUGUUUCUGUUGGACUUGAUCAUGAACUUUAGAACUGGCACUGUCAAUGAGGACAGCUCUGAGAUAAUACUGGACCCCAAAGUCAUCAAGAUGAAUUACUUAAAGAGCUGGUUUGUGGUUGACUUCAUCUCAUCAAUACCAGUGGAUUAUAUAUUUCUCAUUGUAGAGAAAGGAAUGGAUUCAGAAGUCUACAAGACAGCUAGAGCACUUCGCAUUGUGAGGUUCACAAAAAUCCUCAGUCUGUUGCGUUUAUUACGUCUUUCAAGACUAAUAAGAUAUAUUCACCAAUGGGAAGAGAUUUUCCACAUGACAUAUGACUUAGCAAGUGCCGUGGUAAGAAUCUUCAACCUGAUAGGAAUGAUGCUGCUCCUUUGCCACUGGGAUGGCUGCCUUCAGUUCUUGGUACCAUUGCUACAGGAUUUCCCACAAGAUUGCUGGGUGUCCCUAAAUGGUAUGGUUAAUGAUUCCUGGGGAAAGCAAUACUCAUAUGCACUCUUCAAAGCCAUGAGCCAUAUGCUUUGUAUUGGUUAUGGAGCCAGAGCCCCUGUCAGCAUGUCAGAUCUCUGGAUAACUAUGCUGAGUAUGAUUGUGGGGGCCACCUGUUAUGCCAUGUUUGUCGGUCAUGCCACUGCCCUAAUCCAGUCUUUGGAUUCAUCACGGCGUCAGUAUCAAGAAAAGGUAAUUUACUUUGCUUGA
Messenger RNA from Sceloporus undulatus (fence lizard), 1219 nucleotides. RefSeq names its product potassium/sodium hyperpolarization-activated cyclic nucleotide-gated channel 1-like. Gene Ontology annotation, biological process: transmembrane transport; potassium ion transport. The transcript has 4 exons. Gene Ontology annotation, molecular function: voltage-gated potassium channel activity. The coding region runs from base 20 to 1219 and encodes 399 amino acids. Gene Ontology annotation, cellular component: membrane. The record is from RefSeq and is a predicted model, not a curated record. NCBI's taxonomy places the organism in Eukaryota, Metazoa, Chordata, Lepidosauria, Squamata, Phrynosomatidae.